Messenger RNA from Hypanus sabinus (Atlantic stingray), 939 nucleotides. RefSeq lists its product as uncharacterized. The record is from RefSeq and is a predicted model, not a curated record. The coding region runs from base 1 to 939 and encodes 312 amino acids. Lineage: Eukaryota; Metazoa; Chordata; Chondrichthyes; Myliobatiformes; Dasyatidae. The transcript has a single exon.
AUGGCAGAGAAACUCGGGAGAAAGUUUGUGGCCGGGCUGAAGGAUGUGAUCGAGCGGGAAGAUGCCGUCGGCGCCGCUUCAGGCCGGGCUGUGACCCGGGAUCCCCGCCCCUUAUCAGGCUGUCUCGCCACCUCACCGAUCCGCCCGAGCAGCCAGACGCAGGCGGGUGGGGGGACUCCGGCGUCGACCUCGGCAGCCGGGCUCCUCUCUGCACAGCUCAGCAACGGCGGUCCCCCGACCGGCCGGUGUGAAAGCUGCGGGUGGCGGGAGCCGAGCUCUGGCUUCGCCCCCCCUCCCCCGGGAGAUCCCACGGGGGAGGCGCCGCUCUGUUGUGUCUGCGCCCGAGCUCCCGAUGACAGCGAAGGCCUGUCAACCCAGAGCCAGGGCGCGACGCAGCGGCUGGCUGAAGCCGAACGCCGGGCCAGGCAGACGGGCAGCGAGCGCCCACCGUCCCUCUCAGUCGAAGCACCGACCAGUCUCUGUCACGUAACCGGCGAACACUCACCUCACGGCUCCGCACUCAUCCCCUGUCCUGACUACCGGCGGCCCUCCGUCCACUCGUUAGUGCCACUGCCGCCGGCACUCGUUCGCUCCCACCGUCGCCCGGCCCUGUCUCUCAAUUCGAUCCCCAACGCUGCGCUUUCUCCAUUCCCGGCUCCGGCGCUCACUCCACCCCGCCGGCUCGUCUCCACGGCUCCGCGCGCAGCCCGCCGCAGCGCCGCCCGUGGCCACACCCCGCAACUGCACCCGCCGCAGCGCCGCCCGUGGCCACACCCCGCAACUGCACCCGCCGCAGCGCCGCCGGCGUCUGUACCCGGAAAUGUACCCAAAUCUGAGCAACACACACAAAAUGCUGGAGGAACUCUGCAGGCUGGGAAGUAUCUCCCCGCAGUGCCGCCUGGUUGCAAAAUGCAGCCACUGCACCUAAACAGCGACUGA